This is a messenger RNA of Gasterosteus aculeatus aculeatus (three-spined stickleback), 3154 nucleotides long. RefSeq names its product putative homeodomain transcription factor 1 (gene phtf1). NCBI's taxonomy places the organism in Eukaryota, Metazoa, Chordata, Actinopteri, Perciformes, Gasterosteidae. Gene Ontology annotation, cellular component: endoplasmic reticulum. The record is from RefSeq and is a predicted model, not a curated record.
AACAAAACCCGGAAGAGAGAAGCGGAACACAACGAAAUGUCGCAGAAAACAAGCGAAGUUUGUGAAGUGCAAGAAGACCGUUACUUGAAAUAAGCGCAUCGCUAACCCUCCCCACGCGGACGAGGGACACGUUUUAGAAAUGUGACGCCUACGAGGGAUCAAUUGCGUCUUUGAAGUGUCGAGUCGCGGUAAAGCGCCGUCGGUUGACGUUAGCUUAACAAGCGGUUAACGUUAGCUAACUAGCGGCUAGCUCAGUCGGACGACAGGACGCCGCUGUGCUUCACGACCUGGUGACGACGGGGGCGUAUUUAACGAGCGGUCGGUGAUGCGUUUUAAAGGCAUUUCCAGCUCGCGGCGGAUCAACGAGGGGCUGUUUGCUGUCAGAAGUCUGGAUUCCUGCCCAGUCCUCCCUGCUCUCUUUGUGAGAUGACCUGACCGCGGCUUCGCUGCUUCCAGCAUCAGAUGACAAUGGCCAGAAUAGCCUGGUAUCAGGAGAAGAUCGGCGCCUAUGACCAGCAAGUCUGGGAGAAAUCUCUGGAGCAGGCGGAUUUAAAUGGUUUGGAGAGCCAACCCAGAAAGACUGGUCACAUCAAACCAGACCUCAUUGAUGUCGACUUAGUAAGAGGAUCAACUUUCGGCAAAGCCAAGCCCGACAGACCCUGGACCGUUCUGACCCGGAAGGGUCUGGUCCGAGUGCUGCUGUUCCCGUUCUUCUUCCAGUGGUGGAUCCAGGUGACCUCCAGGUCCAUCUCCUCGUGGAUCCUCGUACUGUAUUUCAUGCAAGUGGCAGCAGUGGGGCUGUUCGUGGAGGUCCCCGGGGCGAGUGCCAGCGAGGUGUUUGGGCCCAUGUGUCUGAUGCUGCUCCUGGGUACCGUGCACUGCCAGAUUGUCUCCACCGAGUCCAGCCGGUGGCCCCCGGCAGCCAGCUGCACCACCAGCCCUGCUCGCAGGCGCAGGCCGAGGAAGGGCAGAGUGCCGAAAAGACCGGAGGACAAGAGCGACGGGGCGGACGCAGGGCAGCAGGGCCCGUGGCCGUUGGAUGAAGGCCAGCUGUACAAGGAGCGGAGGACCACACGAAAAUCCGGAUUUGGCGCAUCUGACGAGCUCUCCAGUGAGGAAGAGGAGGGGGUUGAAGUAAAUCUUCCUCAGGCUCAUCAAGAGCGGCACUCUGCCUCAACGUCGUCGGUCAGGAAGAGAAGUCAGAAGUCCGUCUCCGAAACCCCGUUGAGAUCUCCGGAAGUCGCCUGCGGCAAGGUGCGUCCCCGAGACGUGGAGCGCCUACGGCCGAGCGGCGGCUCGCGCGCGGCCUCCGACACGGACGACGCACUGUGGGAGGAGCUUCUCCAAGGGCCUGACUCCGCCUCCUCGGGGAGCAGUGACACCGAGUCGAGCGGGAGGUUCAACGCCGGCGUGCCGCUCCCACAAACCACCACACUGAGCAGCGACGACGACGACGAGAGCCUCCAGCAGGGAAUCACCGGGAGCCAGCUGUCUUGGCUGCAGGCGUGUCACCCGUCCAACGACCGGGUCAGCGCCAUAAUAUGGGAGCAGGGCGAGUGCAAGAAAGCAGACAUGUCGGUGUUGGAGAUGAGUGGGAUCAUCCUCACGCGGGUGAAGCUGGUGGAGCAGGGGAUGGGUUACCUUGUGCUUGGUGGGCUGAUGACGGCCACCCUGGCACUGCUGCCUUUCUUCUUCCACCUGGCGCAGCGUCUGAACACGGCGACCCUGAGCUCCCUGUCCCUGGGACAGCUGGGAGAACUGGUGUGGGGCCGUCGCGAUGCCCUCGUCUACGUCUUCUUCCUCAUCACUAUAGUGCUGAGAUUCUGCCUCAUAGGACUGUUCUUCUUCAUGAUGUGCGUGGCCGAGAGAACGUACAAGCAGAGACUCUUGUUUGCAAAGUACUUCAACCACAUCACUUCGGCACGCAAGGCCAAGAAAUCCGAGGUCCCUCAUUUCCGGCUGAAGAAGGUCCAGAACAUAAAGAUGUGGUUGUCGCUGCGCUCCUUUCUCAGGAGGCGAGGGCCGCAGCGCUCCGUCGACGUCAUCGUCUCCACCAUCUUCCUUUUGGCGCUGUCCAUUUCAUUCAUCAUCUGUGCCCAGCUGCUGCACAGCCACCAAACAUUCCUGGAAUCUCUGACCAACUGGGAGCUGAUGGUGUGGGCCUCCUCCCUCGUGCUCUUCCUCCUGCGGCUGGCCACGCUGGGCUCGGAGACCGACUGCAAAUACAGCAACUCCUCAGUGCUGCUCACCGAGCAGAUCAAUUUGUAUCUCAAGAUGGAGAAAAAGCCAAAUAAGAAAGAACAACUCAAUAUAGUGAACAACGUUUUGAAACUGGCCACAAAACUCAUGAAGGAGCUGGAUACUCCGUUCAGACUGCUGGGUCUGACUGUGAACCCUCUCAUCUACAACAUCACGCGGGUGGUGAUCCUCUCCGCUGUGUCCGCCGUGGUCAGCGACCUGCUCGGCUUCAACAUCAGACUGUGGAAGAUCAAGCCUUAAUGUGAAAGCGGUCAGACUGUGGAGACCAGAAGCUCCCCACGUCUGCUCCACACAGCAUCUCAUAUCUACAAGCAGAAAAGACAAAAACCGUGCAAACCUACUGUGUGUGUGUGUGUGUGUGUGUGUGUGAGAUCAUCGUGCUUCAUCCCCGUUCCUUCCAGCCGAACCUUCUGUCUCAUCAGUCAUUCCCGAGCCGGAGACGCUGUGACUAUUGCUCAGCCGCCGUGCACCCGCCACGCCGCCAACCCCCGUUGAGACGGUUCCUCUGUACGUGGUUAAAUGUGCCGCUGAGUUUGAGAUCUGCUGCCACGGAAGCCUGAAACUUGCCAAAUGUGCGCAGAUGUGUGGACCCAACAUGACGUGCAGAAGUAGGUCUUAAUCACUGGUGUUACUCGUCAGUGUAACUGUAAAUUUAAAAUGGGACGGCGGCUUAAUUAACAGAAUUUUCAUAGGACUCAACGUUGCAUUCAACCUUUUGUACUAUUUAAAAGAAGAAACGUGGCUUUUAUUUAUUUGGGGUUCUGUUUUAGCACUUGUGACGGUACCUGUGUAAAUCCUAACGGUCUGACCACUAUCUGUUGAAUUAAAUGACUAUGCAAUGUCUGUAAAUGUAAGGAAAUGUUCGAUAGCUGUAAAUAAAUGAUUUUCAAUCCAC